Messenger RNA from Scatophagus argus, 2843 nucleotides. It is a transcript of the gene ankrd13b, whose product is annotated as ankyrin repeat domain 13B. Lineage: Eukaryota; Metazoa; Chordata; Actinopteri; Scatophagidae. The transcript is spliced from 16 exons. Gene Ontology annotation, cellular component: cytoplasm. Gene Ontology annotation, molecular function: protein binding. Bases 195 to 2264 code for a protein of 689 amino acids. The record is from RefSeq and is a predicted model, not a curated record.
UUUUUUUUUACCUCUAUAUCACGAUUCCUGUAGGGGGGUAUGCUGUGUACUUUCCUUUUAAACAUUUCUGUAUGAUUUGUGCAGUUCUUUUUCACGAAGCAUAUGUUUUAUCUCAACAUCCCUGACAGCGGAUUGGCUGAGUGUGCGCACAUUUCAUUGCAGCUUGUCAACGCAUCUUUCUCAGUCACCACCGGAUGGGAGGAGAGGAGGAGGAUAGAUGUAUUAGAGUAGGAGAGAAAGAGCGAGAGGGAGGCAAGAGGUGGAGGAGCGGGUGGUUAAGAAAUAAAGUGAAGAAAGAGGAGGAGGCAAACUAUGAUCCGAGGAUGAUUUCUGCUAAGAAAACUCCGGAGAAGAGUCGUUAUCCUGUCCACUAUUUGGUGUGGCACAACAAACCCCGACAGCUGGAGAAAGAACUGGCAACGAACGAGCAGACUGAUUUAGAGUCUCUGGACCCUCGUGGCCGGACUCCUCUACACCUGGCUGUCACACUGGGCCACCUGGAGUGUGCCAGGGUCCUGCUGCAGCAAGGAGCUGACGUUAGCAAGGAGAACCGCAAUGGAUGGACCGUUCUUCAGGAGGCGGUGAGUACCAGAGAUCCGGAGUUGGUGCGUCUCGUACUUCGUUACCGUGACUACCAGAGGACUGCCAAGAGACUGGCGGGCAUCCCCGUCCUGCUGGAGCGACUACGCCAAGCCCAGGACUUCUAUGUGGAGAUGAAAUGGGAGUUCACCAGCUGGGUGCCCCUGGUGUCUCGCAUCUGCCCCAGCGACACCUACAGAGUGUGGAAGAGUGGUCAGUGUCUCCGUGUUGACACCACCCUGAUGGGCUUUGAACAGAUGACCUGGCAGAGAGGAAACCGGAGCUUCAUUUUCAGAGGACAAGACUCCAGUGCAGAGGUGAUGGAGGUCGACCAUGACAGGCAACUGGUUUUCUGCGAGACCUUGUGUGUCUCGUCUCUCACAGCGCUCUCACCUGGCCGGGUGAAUAAUGGCGCCUGCAGCAGUGCUGCCACCGGUUUGGGCCUUCUUGGGGCUGUGCAGCCCAGUGACGAGCAGGUAGCAGCCAGGCUGUCUGCACCCGUGGUGACCACUCAGCUGGACACCCGCAACAUCGCCUUCGAGAGGAAUAAGACGGGCAUACUGGGCUGGAGGAGUGAGAAGACGGAGACGGUGAAUGGAUACGAAGCCAAGGUGUAUGCAGCAUCCAAUGUGGAGCUGAUCACCAGGACCAGAACUGAUCAUCUCUCAGACCAGAACAAGAACAAAACAAAAGGUGGGAAGACUCCACUGCAGAACUUCCUUGGGAUUGCUGAGCAGCACAUGGGGCCUAACAAUGGAGCCUUGGUGACCCAGAUGUCGUGUCCCGCUGUGACCAACCCAGCAGCGCUGACGGCCGAGGAAUACUUCAAUCCCGGUUCGUCGGCGUCUCAGAGGGACAUCGGCCACCCGUGCCAUCUCACUACAAAGACCCAGAGGUUUAAAGCCAAGUUGUGGUUGUGUGAGUCACAUCCUCUGUCCCUGGCAGAACAAGUGGUGCCUAUUAUCGAUCUCAUGGCGAUCUCGAACGCCCUGUUCGCUAAGCUGCGUGACUUCAUCACUCUGCGCUUGCCGCCUGGCUUCCCUGUCAAGAUCGAGAUCCCUCUCUACCACAUCCUGAAUGCCAGGAUCACCUUCAGCAACCUGAACGGCUGCGAGGAGGGGACGGGCGUCCGUGCCGACAACGAAGUGGGGGUGGAGGGCGACGGACAGAGGGAUACCCCGAGGACAGACACCCCUUCCCCAGGCAGCGACUCCUCCAGCGUGUCCAGUUCCAGCUCCACCAUGUCGUGUCGAGCUGGGGAGAUUCCACCGUGUGUGUUUGAGGCCCCGUCUGGAUACACCAUGCUAGGAGGUAAACAGAGAGACAGCAUGAGGGAGGAGGAGGAGGACCUGCUGCAGUUCGCCAUACAGCAGAGUCUGCUGGAGGCCGGCUCCGAGUACGAUCAGGUGACCAUCUGGGAGGCGCUGACCAAUAGCAAGCCAGGAACACACCCCCUGUCCUGUGACCCAAGUCGUCUGGAGAGGACCCCCCAGCACAAGCCCCGCUCUCCCUCCAGCCUCUGCUCCACCCCCUCCAAGAAGAAGCCCACCACCUGCAGUUACAACGAGCAGCUGCGCAUCGCCAUGGAGAUCUCAGCUAGGGAGCAGGAAGAGGCGGAGCUUCGGCGGCGGCAGGAGGAGGAGGAGCUACAGCGCAUCAUCCAGCUGUCACUCAUGGAGAAAUGAGAGCUGAGUGGCCCAGCAGGGGUCUGAAGGGAGGGGUCUGGACCAAGGACACAUGGGAGAAAAAGGCAGCACGGGCGACUUUAAAAUUUAAAGCACACUCUUUAAGUGGCCGUAAAUAAAAACGCCGAAAUUAUCUUUGUUUCAUACGAUCACGCCUCCUCCUUUCUCUCCUGACACCUUAGCCAGACUUUUCCCAUGAAGCCAUACGAUGAUGCGGCUGUCCUGCCUCAGACAGCCAGGGAGGGACGUCAGUUUCCUCUUUCUGGUGCCACAUGGUACUUUCUUGACCAGUGCCAGUUUACAACCAACAAUCCAUCCAAUACUAUGAGUUUAGUGGAAUGCCUCCUUGGAUGAGUGGUUUCUGUCUGUUCUGCAGGUACGUGUGUGUGUGUGUGUGUGUGUGUGUGUUUCAAAACCAGCUCCCUAAACAGGGGUCAUCAGACCACCUUCUGUCCUGAAAACGUAGUGUGUUGCGCCAACUCUCUGCUCCAGCACUAACACACACGCUCACUGAGUCCUUUUGCCACUGACUCGUGUUGCUUUCACUUUUAACUGUGAUAAAAAAAAAACAAAACAAAA